Dentiscutata erythropus is the source of this 8528-nucleotide messenger RNA. Lineage: Eukaryota; Fungi; Glomeromycota; Glomeromycetes; Diversisporales; Gigasporaceae. The record is from the annotation of a GenBank genome assembly.
CACUUUUCCUUGCAACAAUAUUAAGUGUACUAUUAUACUAUGUCCCACUAUUCUUAGCACGCUUUAUUGAAAAAAAGUUCAAAAUACACGUAGGAUCUUUUGGGUUUCUUUCAUUGUCAGAUCUAUCUUACUCUGGAAGUACUACAGGUUCACCACGCCAACAACAUUCCUAUAAGUUAUCCGUCAAUAAAAUACAUUUACAAAUACGGCGGCCACAUAAUGGAUACAGGACAUGGGUUACGCUCACUAUCGAUGAUGUUAGUGUUGUUUUGUCCUCAAUACGAUUGUUCACCCAAUCUCAGUCUCGAAAGCUCGAACAUAAACGACAGCCAAGUUUGAUCAUGGCAGUACCACAAAAAGCGUGGUGGUCUUCUGUUUGGUUGGUUAAAUAUAUAAUGGCAAAAAUUUCAGCAAUACCGUUCCAAUUUGUCGUAUCCUGGAUAGCAAGUUGCGUUGACGUGAAUAUUACCAAUGUCGACGUAUUGGUUGAGGAUCUAGGUCAAUUUAAAGUAAAUGAAAUAACUCUUGGAAUGAUUCUUUUUGCUAAUGUUGAUUUAAAUCAAACGAAUCAGAGUCAUACAAAUUCUCAACAUUCCAUCAGAAAUAGACUUCAUUUAUUUACAAAUAAACUUCUCAGAAUCACACUUUCUUAUUCUUCAUUAUCUAUUCGAGAUAUAUCAUCUGCAAAAUUAUAUUUGAAUAAUCAAAAAAACGUAACAUCAGCCAUUGAGUUUCCAAAUAUGUCCACUAUUAUACUUUCUUGUUAUCUUUCGGCUGCCUGUACAUCACUUUUAGCUUUUGACAUUAAUGUGUCUUUUGAAGAUAUCAAUGUAUGUAUAGAUUCAAUCCUUAGUUUAAUCAAAUCUAUACAAGCAGCUAUACCGAAGAAGGUGACAAGAGGUCCCUCUGAAUCCCAAAGGUUUAGUCAGCCACAACUAGGCCAACGCAAAAAAACUUUCAAAAUGGCGUCCUUGUUAAUCGUUCGCAGGAUGCGAAUGGCUCGUAGAAAAAAGACACCAAUUGAGUUUCUUAAAACAUCUAAAGUCGACGUCAGAAAUAUAAAUAUAACGUAUAGUUUUUCCAAUUUGGAAAAUAUAAGUUCUGUGCCAAUAAGUACCAAAUUCACAAUCAUGGAACUCUCUGCAUCUCUGGAACAAAUAAUGGAACAAUCAAAUGAGUCUACGAUAAAUCCACCUCGAAAAUCAAUGCCUUCGCUUUUCUCUGAUGAUAUGCCCAACCCUUUAGAAUUAAAAAUGAACAUUUUACUCAAUGGUCUUUAUUGUGAUGUUACUGAUACUUCGGGAAUGUUCAGAAUGAUGCAGAUUUGUACGAUUUCAAGUGAGAUAACUUGUUCAAAACCUUUGGUUCGUACUGUUGAAUAUGACCCGAAUCUAUUUUUCUUUACUGGAAAAUUGAAUAUUGUUUCUCCAGAAAUAGCGUUUGAUUAUGGCCAUUUUGGUGUUAUUGAGAGUGUUGUAAAUUCUAUAAAUGUUGAAGAUUUUAAAGAAGAACGUACAUCUGUUCAAAUUAAGCCUACAGAAAAACAAGAAAAACAAAAAAAAUUGCAAAAUAUUCCCAAAUUGAUUGCAACGAUAUCUAUUGUUAACCCACUUAUAAAAAUCACCGAAAUUCCAUCAUCUAAUAUCAAGUCUGAUAAUUCGCAACUUAUUUUUGGAUUUCAAAAUAUUUUAUUUGAUGUAAACGGGGAUUAUACUGAUCUAAAUGAUUUGCCUACGGCAAAACAUAAUAGUACAGUGUCUAGACGAUAUAGCAAAGGUUGGAAGCCUCCAACGUUCUCUGUGGUAUAUAAUUUAAUUGCAAAUCUAAAGACACAGAGAAUGAGAUUAUACACAUUUGAGAAUGACCUAAUACUUAACCAUUCUUGGGAAAUUUACUUCAUCACAUCAGCCCUAGGCACUAUCACAAGCUAUAUCGAUAAAGAGGAAACAACAACAUAUACUCCUCUAUUAGAGUUAGAAACGAUUCAAAUAGAUAUCGGUUCACUAAUUGAUGGAAUGGAAAUACAAAUAUGUCAAAAAAAAACUUUUGAAUUGUUACAACGACUUAUCAAUACUAUGAUUAAUAUAAUUCCAAUAAAGGAUGCAAGUUCAAACCACCCAGUUCCUUCACCGUCAUCCAAUUCAUAUCAAUCGAUAAUAACGUAUUUUGAGGUUUUAUUAUUUCGCGUUUCCUUGUCUUCGUUGGGUAUAAGAAUUGCUGAAGUUGAUUCUCCAGUAGACUCUACAACGUCAAGAGGAUUUGACAUACGUCUUCAAGGAAUUACAUUUGAUCAUAGAGGUUCUAGAACUUCUAUUGAUCCAACUGGAGGUUAUAAUGAAAGAAUCGGCCUUGGACUCUCAACUGAUGAAGAUACUGAGUUUCGAUGUGAAACCGGCGGACGCGCCCGAGGGUUUAUAAGAGGUUUUAAUAUAACGCCCAUUAUGGCACUUUGGGAUAAAGAACUUUUAAAAAACACAGUCCCAUUGUUGUCCAUUCCAGAGAUUGAAAUUCAAAAUAAUUUGAGCGUUGAACGCACACACAAUUAUUCAUCCAAGUUAGAUGUGAAAGUUUCCGAAAUUCGUGUAAAAUAUUUAUUAUCAUAUCAUUAUUGCUGCCUGGUAGGCGUAAUGAAUAUAAUAAAAUUAUUACCGUUAUCGAUAAAAAAGAAGAAACAUACUGGCACAAUACCUUCUACUUCAAUGACAGAGAACGUUAGUUCGUUUCAAAUCGAGGCAAAUAUUCUAUUAAAUCAUGUUGACGUAUUUGUCGAUUUACCGGAUGACAUAAAACUUUUCAUUAGAUUGGAUGAUUCAAAAUACAGAUUUGCAUCUAUCGAUGAUCACGGAUUCCAUAUAAAAUGUUUACGGGCUUUUGGUACAAGUCCAAGUGAGGAAGGACUAUGGGAUGAGCUUGCAAAUAUUAAAAACGCACAGAUUUUACUUUUAAAUGAUGAUGAUACAAAACGAAAUUCUGCAAAGUUGCCUCUUGAUAAGAAUCAAAAUAAAAUUUUGAUACGAGUUCAGACAGAAGCCAUUCAUGUCCGUGUUCCAUACCAUUAUAUUCUUGCGAAUGUUAUUGAAAGUGCUGUUAAUUUAACUAAGGUAAUAAAACAUUUGCAAGAGCGUGUCUUCGUUCCUGAAAAUAUAUGUAUCAUAGAUCCGGAAGAGGAAGGGCCAAAAUAUUUGCCAACCAUUCAAGUUAAAGUUGGGAUUGUAACCUUCCAACUAGAAGAUGAUCCGUUUGAAGCAAAACUUUCUGCUAUUUGGAAACUUGGGUGUUUAGAACAACAGUCUAGAUUGGGAAGGGAAACAGCAUUUGAAGCAAAAGCUAAAGUCAUUAGGUCACAUGAAUAUCAUCAGAACACGAAUGGAGAAGGUGGAUUAGCAUCAAAUGACGCUAAUGUAUCAUCAUUACAGAAUGGUGGUCCUUUACGAUCUCAACCUACUCCACGAGCAAAUUUGAGCAUUGAUAAAGCACGUGUUGCCCUCAAUGAAUACAAUUCUCGAAAUUGGAUAAAGUGUGUGAAAACGUCAAUAUUACAACAAAAGUUCGAAUAUACAUGUGAUAACCUUCCUAUUCCAUUAGCCACGCGGUCUCGGCAUCCUGCAUUAUUUAGAAUUACCGUAGAGAAAAUUUCAUUGGUUCUUUCUGCACCCUUGUUUCCGAUGAGCGAAUUACCUCAUUACAUGCAUAAAAUGGGUAAAGGGUUACCUUUGGAUACUAAAUUUGCUUUUUUAGUACCCAUGCAUUUGAAUUGCAAGCUAAAUGAAGCUUGGGCCGAGAUUCGUGAUUAUCCUUUACCGUUAGCGCACAUCCCUUCGGCUAAUUCAAUUAAUGGUGAGGAGAAAUACUCAUGUGAUAUCGAAGGUCAUUUUGUAGUUGGUGAAGAAUUGAAAGGAGUUGAAUCAACAAGAAGAAUUGGCGUGCAAAUUAUUUCUCAAUUUAUUUGUGGUAAAGAUUAUGAUGUCGUCGUACCUCGUACGUGCACACCUCCAAAAUUAUAUUCUGAUCUUCAUAUCAGCAUAAGUUCACCACGUCCUACUGUCGUUUCGUGGGGUAUGGCUACACAGCCUGCUAUUCAAGAUCUUGCAAGAAUUUUUGAAAGUUUCUCAAAGCCAAAUCCGGAUCCAUCUGAAACCACUGGAUUUUGGGAUAAAAUUAGGCUCAUGAUGCACUUUCAAAUAUUAAUGGACUUUAAGGGUAACAGCAAUGUUCAGUUUUUCUCGAAAGGUUCACGAGAUCCUUACCAUAUUACUGGUUCAGGUGCUGGCUUUGUUUUAUGCUGGAGAAAAAACAUAGAAGUUAGAUUAGGAUUUGCAAAUGAACAAAAUGAACUACUACAAAUAGAAAGUGAAGAAUUCACUAUAGCCAUACCUAACCUAGCAGCUCUGGUUUCUUACGGAGGCUUAUUCCCUGAUAGUGCAUUAUUUGAAUCCCAAGAAGUGCAGAAUGAUGUUGCUAAAAAUCAGGAAACAAAUUCAAUUAAAACACAAGUUUCAUCUGAUUAUGUUCUAGUUUCAGAUAGUCCUUAUUUUAAAUUCUUAAUGAAAAUUAUGGAUCUUCGUGGUGGCGUUAGGUAUGGGAUAGGAUGUCACUUUAAUCGCAGUUGUCUCCUUAAUCCAGGGGUGUGUUCAACUUGUAAUGGGCAGGGAAAAUGUGUCUUUAAAGAUUUUAUUCCUCAUUAUCAAAUAUCUACAAUACUGCCGGAAUAUGCCACUGCGCCAAUAGGAGAAGUGCAUGAUUCCUUUAGAGGAUUUCGGUCAGAUAUUAUUCAUCUGUCAGUAAGCGUUACUUGUCCAUUAGAUUGGAAUGAGUCUGUAGACAUGCGACAAUACGACAAAUAUCAAGGUCCAAAAAAUUCAAUACGGUCAAGUCCUAAUGCAAUUAUGCAUGGAAUAUCUUGGGCGUCAUUAUUCGAUCCUGCAAUGACAGUUCCAAUUCGUCAAGGGAAAUUAUUUCCGUCUCUUUUACCUCCCUCCCUCAAAUUUCCAAAAUUUUUACGAUCGGUCAAACUAAAAAUAUGUGUAGAAGCAUUGUUUUUAAGUAGUUUUUAUAGAGAAGACUCAUUAUAUGAUCCACUCGAUGGUACAAUGAAUAUAGUUGGACUCAAAGCCAAAAUUGGGAAGUUUAAACAAGACAUUCUUCUUAAGAUGCAAGAAAAUACGAUUACUUUAGAAGGAAAAGAGGUUAAGAGCCGUGAUAUGAUUUUUCAUGAGGCGGAGACUGAUUUGAAAGAUUUAGAUGUUCGAGGCAUUGCAAUUCGAUUCAUGGAAGGAGUAUUUCCUCAUUUUGAUGGGGAUGAAACAUACCGAAAAGAAGAGCUGUUGGGAAAAGAUGAAGACUUUUUGAAAAUGAAUUUAGAGGAUAAACAAUGGGUUGACGACGAUGAUUAUGUUGAAUUGGAAUGUAAAUUACCCGAUGCAAAACCUGGUGUGAGAGUAUUACCAUUGUUAAGAAGUCCGCAAAUGAUGUAUUAUAAGAAGGCUGAUGUCCAAGAAACUGAGGAAGAAAAGAAAAAUGACCACGAGAAACAUGAGUGUCUUAUGGGACAAGGAAGAGACACGCGACAAAUCCAGUUGGAUUUUCUUGCAGAACGAUCAAAUCAACUUAGCCGAGACAUCAAACAACAAGCUAAAUUAUUAUCAGAAAUUGAAGAUAAGAUAAUUAAUAGCCCGAAUAGUCAAGAACUCCAAGACAUGUCUCAAUCUAUUCAAAAAGCCACUUCAACGCUUUCAAAAAAACGCAACAUUAUCCAAGAUUUUAUGAAGAAUUUGGAAGAGAGCAUUAGCAAUCCUGAAUCAAGAGAUUUCAAAGAUGUAAACCCUGAUGAUCCUGAUGACGGUGACAUUAAUGAAAUCCCUAAUUUUGAUUCAUCUUUGUGGGCAGAUUCACAAAGCAAUUUUGGUCAUCAUAUUGUUAUACAUAAUGCUAAGGCAUUAUGGAAUAAUUCUUUAAGGAAUUUAAUGUAUAGAUUAUGGGAUCUUAUCGAACAACAUCAAGGGCUUACAUAUUAUAUGUCCACGAGUGCUGUCACUUUUAUCAGAGACAUGCAGAAAAAUAUUCGCCAGAAAAUGGAAAGAGAAAUUUAUGAGCAAUCUUUACAUGAUGAUACCAUAUUAAACAGUGCAGAUAAUUACGAUUUUGAUUCACAUUUGGCUGCUGAAAUGUUAAGGAAACUUGUUGGAGAGAAAGACGCCAAUUUCAUUGUCCAAAACGAGACAAUACAUAAACAUAAUGAGAAUUAUACCGAAACUUCCAGAAAUGCUCAUGAUGAUAUCCCUGAAGGUUAUUCUUUAUUGAGUAAUUAUCUAAUUCAAUUUAUUAAUCUUCAGGUAAAUUUCCAGUGUGACAAAAAUCCAAGCUCUAGUAUUAUAAUGUUUUUGGAAAGAGCUCAGAUUAAAAUCUUCUCUAUUGUGGAAGAUUGGUCCAAAGGUGACAUUAUUAAUGAAGUAGUAAAAACAAGAAAUUUUUUCGGUUUGGAUCAUGUUCAGUUCUUUACCAGUUCAAAAAUAGAUUUCCGUACUAGUCUUUCAAAGAUUUUGUCCGAUAAUAAUUAUGGCUCUAAAGGUAAUGAAAAUUGGCCUGUUUGGAUUCCUCCUGAAGCAUUGAUUGAUCAUUCCAAAGAAAAUUUAUUGCCAUUUAAAAGAGUAAUUAAACGAACGUCAGCUAAGAUGCAAUAUGAUAAAUUCAAUAACUUGCGUAUCAAAGGCAGUGACAUUAAGAAAGAUGAUUCAGAGCCGAAAGCAGACCGACGAGAACUUGGUGAUUCCGAUGUAGACGAUUUUGACAAAAGAAUGGAUUCAUGGCACAUAGAUUUUCCUAAAAUCAAGUUAUCUGCCACUUCCAAACAAUUUAAUCUCAUAAUUGAUGUUAUUAAGGAUUUGCUUAUGUACCGUGAGCCAGCCAAAAAGGAGCUAGUGGAAAGAUUGAACACAAUCCUUCUCGCAGCUGAUUUGGACGAUCUUGAUGGAAUGGCGGAAAAAGUAUCGUCGUUACAAGAACAUAUCCGUCAACUGGAUGAAAUGCGACAUCAUUAUGAAAUACAAUUACCGGAUCUUAAUAAAGAUGAUAUUAAAGAACUUCGAGCGGUUGAAAUUGAAUUAAUAGGCUUCAAAGAACAAUUGUAUUUAUUAAUGGAGGCCAUCACGGUUUCACAAAAUAGAAAACAAAAGGCGGAAAGUAAAAUGGCUUUGAAGGUAGUGGUAAUUGUUGGUGAAGUCAAAUGGGUGAUGCGAGAUAGUAAUAGAAAAUUUUGUGAAUGGUGUCUGGAAAAUGCACGCUUCGGUUUGAUGACAAAGGAAGAAACCUCAGCAAAUACUCUAGAGAUCGAUCAUCUUCGCGUAAUUAAUAAACUCCCAUCACCUGUUUUUAAAGAAUUAGUUGGUCCAUAUAUCCCGGAUCAUCGUCAAAUAGAUUUUAGUCUUCAUAAAAUGCUACGAGUAUAUUGGGGACAGCUGGAACCUGUUGCUGGCAUCGAUAUCGUUGAACAUUUCGAAAUCGAUAUGUUUCCACUUAAAUUUCAAAUGCAGUAUGAUGUUGGUAAACUUAUAAUGAUGUAUUUCUUUCCUGAAAAGAAGGCAGAAUACGUUAAUCGCGAGAAGCUAGUCGAUCCUAAUGCGCCAGCGCCUCAUAAAAGGCCAACUGUGCUUGUAGAACAAACGACAAAAACGCCAAAAUCCAGAUUAGACGAUGAAAAUUCUGACGAAAUUAACUUUGAUGCUGAAAUUUUUUCGGAAGAUGAAAUGUUGAUUACUUCAGGAUCGACAACUCAGACCAAUAAACAGAACACAAAAAAACCAUCAUCACAAAAGACGGAUCAGUCGCAUGAAUUAGAGUUAAUGAAGAAAAGGGCAUCUCAAAAUAAACAAUUUAUCUACAUCAAAGUUCCAGGAGUAGUACACAGCUUCAGUUAUCAGGGGGCGAAAGAAAAAAAUUUAGAAGAUUUGUAUGACUUUGUUAUUCAAUUGCCUACAUUAGAAUACCAGAACAGGACAUGGUCAUGGUUGGAUUUUAUAGAGCAAUUGAAGAAAGAUGCUAUUAAAAUUAUUCUCAACCACACUACAGCAUUACUGAGAGAAAAAUUAAACCCUUAUCAAAAACGUAGACCCACAACACCUUCAGAAAUGAGCGUCCAUACUUUAGAUUCGACAACCUCUGCAACUACAGACCAACCAUCUUUGGUAGCUGAUAAUAUAAGUGAAAUUUCAAAUAAUGCAGAGGAACGGGAGGAAUUCUCGGACAAAGCAUCAUUUGUUAGCAAUGAGAGUGAAGAAAAACAUAAACCAAGUGAUAUAUCAUCAAAGUCAAAAGUACAUGAAAAAUCCGAUUCAUUGAGUAGGCAGCUCGCUUUAUCGAAUUUUCAUAUGCGUAAGGAAAGUAAUAGCACGGUUGUAUCUAAAAUGUCAUCAAGCACAAGUUCAACAACCAAAACACGCGCAGAUUCACCUACUAAUGAAAAUGAAGAAUUAGAAAAAGGGAAAUUAUUGUUGGGUAAAUUCUUUGACGACACUAGAUCCAAUAUUCUUUAA